This is a messenger RNA of Zootermopsis nevadensis, 2455 nucleotides long. Its product is annotated as RNA-binding protein Ro60. Gene Ontology annotation, cellular component: ribonucleoprotein complex. Gene Ontology annotation, molecular function: RNA binding. The record is from RefSeq and is a predicted model, not a curated record. Lineage: Eukaryota; Metazoa; Arthropoda; Insecta; Blattodea; Termopsidae.
UAUAAAUGUCUAUGUGUAAUCCGUGGGUUGUGUGCUCUUGAUCAGCCUCUAUUUCGAGAAGUGACAUUCAGUUCUAUGUGGUGCAGAGUCGUAUGAGUUUCUUCCAAGUAAUUGCACAUGAAUUUGUUAAGUUCAAAUUAGAUACCAAAUUAAUGAAGAUAGUUUUCAAGGUAGACAAAGGUGCUGUUAGAUUUUAUAAGUUAAAGGCGAAAUAUAAUUUUUUAUGAUUAUUUCAUCUUGCCCAUUAGUUCAUAAUUUCAGUACUGACCCACAUUUAUCGUGCAUUUAUUGCCUUGUGUUGACAUCUCUGAAAUACUGAAGAAGAAAUAUUAAAUAUACAAAGAAUAAUUACUCUGUCGGUGUCACGUGGUCAAAUUCCCGACUAUGACAUCGGCAUCCUCGGAACUGAAACUGAAACGGUUCCUUCAUUAUGGGCGUGAGACAGCUUUAUAUCAGCCAGGUGACCGUUAUGCAAAUAAGUACUUUGAACCAGGCAAUGUGACUUCUAUAGAGGCGCUGAUAGCUGAUGGUAAAGAUACUGAUCCAGUUGCUCACAUUGUUAAGGCAUUCAGUGAUGGUUAUUCUGCACAUCCACAAUCAUUAGUGUAUGCUUUAGCAUUGUGCGCCCGUCAGCAGACAAGUGAACAAUUGCGUGCAGCUGCUUACAAUGCCCUUAAGACGGUGUGCAAAGCCCCUAUCGAUUUCUUCCUGUUCAUUAAAUUUGCUCAUGAUCUCUCACAGUCAAAUUCAGGUUGUGGUCAUGGCUGGCGACGUGUGGUAAUUGAUUGGUACUUGAGGAAGGAGCCAAUGGAAUUAUGUGAAUGUGUAACAAAAUUCCGUGGUCAGUAUGGUUGGACGCACCGGGAUAUCAUUAAGCUGUCUCAUCCGAAGUCAGCGGAUGUUGCAAUGGCUGCAGUAUUGAAGUAUGUUAUCCAUGGCUUGAAGGAUGCCAAGAAGGAGUUUGCGGACAAACCUGAGGCACAACAAGUGAUGACUUACCUGCAGACCAUUGAGGAUUUUAAGCAUUGUGAUGAUGAACAUAAUGCUGCAAGGCUCAUAGAAAUGCACUCUCUCACACUUGAACAUGUUCCUGCUCACUUUCUGAAAUCAAAGCAGGUGUGGAAUGCGCUGAUACCUAAUCUGUCACUGGGAGUGUUGCUACAGAAUCUGAAACGACUUGGACGGCUGUGGUUUCUUAAAGGAAAUCAACCCAUUGUGGCUAAAAUACUGGAUGCUUUGAAUGACCAGUCAGCUAUUGGUGAAUCAAACCUGCAUCCAGCUCAUGUGUUUGUGGCACUUCGCAACUAUGAGAGUCUGGGAAGGCCAACAGCAUUUGUGCCUCGAACAUCUCAAUCAGACACUAAAACAAAAUCAACACCACAGCCACACCCAAAAAUCAUAGAGGCUUUGAACCAACUGUUAAUGUCUACUUUUACGUUACUAGUACCAACAGGGAUGCGUUACUUGGUGGCAAUUGAUGUGAGGAACCAGAUGGUGCAUGGCAAGUGUUGGCAUUGCCUUACCAUUUCACCAGCACAGGCAGCUGUCUUGAUGACUCUGUGUCUAGUAAAAGCAGAACGUGAUGUGACAGUGGCUGCGUUUGGUGCAGAAGGUUCGAUGCAACCAGUGGAACUGGGCAAGAACAUCUCAAUGCAGGAAACACAAAACAGAUUGAAAGAGAUACCAAAUGGGCCUGUAGACCUGUCUCAGCCUAUCUUGUGGGCCAUGAAAUUGAAGAAACUAGUGGAUGUGUUCAUUAUCUUGACAGACACUCAGGUGAAGCAAGGCAAAUCCAAUGCCGUUAAUAGUCUGCAACAGUACCGUACUGCUCUCAACCUUCCCAACGCGAAAUUGGUGACCUGUGGUUUGGGCAUUUCAAAGUUUGCCGUGGCGUGCCCCGAUGAUCCUGGUAUGUUGGAUGUGGCAGGCUUUGAUGCUGAGGUUCCGCGUGUUGUGGAAGCUUUCUCCAGGGGAGCUUUCUAAACACAAGUUGAUAUCCAGCUUGGUUGUUGAAAAGAGACUGCAAACAUUGUACUGUGCAGUAUAUUUUUAACCCUUUCGUUACAGCUUCAACCAAAGCAAGUCUUCUCUUCUCUGUUUCAUUUCUGAAACAAGAGAUGUGAAAGGAGAGACGUGUUUAGUUAAAAUGUUAGCGUUGCAUUUUGAAAGUACCAUAUUUUUCCAUAUUUUAGGUAUUAGUCCUAGUGGGACCUUGCCAUUUUAAUGAAUGCUGCAUUACUGCGAUUCACGAUGAUCUGAAUUCCACGUCUCGUAAUAUUUGUAUGAAUUGUGUAAAAUUAUAAAGAGUUAGCGAAAAUGGGUCAGACAUCCAUGAAGAAGUGAGAAUGUACAUAUGUAUAAAUAUUUGUUCAUGAGGCAGAAAUCUCUUUGUGUGGUCUGCAUAAAAUUAUAAUUUCUGAUAAUUAUCAGAAAGGAAAAAGAAUAAAGAUAUUUU